AUGCUCCAGUUGGUUCAGCACCCGAACAUCGUCACGGUUCAUGAAAUGUAUAGCGACAAGGCGAAUCAUCACGUCGCCUACGGACGCAUGCCACGAUCAUUGCAAGAGGCCGUCGGUAACUUAUUUCUCAAUCGAUAUGUGAAGGAGGGCGCCAACUUUGGGCCGGACGGUCCGAAGCAUUGGGGUUUGGAAGUCGUGAGCUUCCUCUCAGCGACAACUGCCGCAACAUCUGCGGACGAGUUGAGCGAGGUUGGCCUACGCCGAUGCCUUGUCACAUCAGCCACUGAUGUGUCUCUAGCAUCCUUUCCUGCGUUCGUGGCGAAAAGAAAAGUCGAAAUGACUGCUUUCUCUGGUCAUGGCAUGGACUCGGCAAGAAUAUGA
Molecule: messenger RNA, 381 nt
Organism: Colletotrichum tamarilloi
Lineage: Eukaryota; Fungi; Ascomycota; Sordariomycetes; Glomerellales; Glomerellaceae
Exons: 2
Coding region: 1-381 (126 amino acids)
Source: RefSeq, a predicted model, not a curated record